CCCCCGCCCUCCCUCCUUCCCUCCAUCCCUCCCUCCCUCCCUCUCGCUCCCGCUGCUCCGGUUCCACGCACGACGGCGGCGGCGUCCCGCCAUGUCGGCCGCCAAGCACCGGGGCCCUAAGGGGGGCAGCCCUCCCGCUGCCGCCGCCAACAACGAGCGGGGCUCGCAGCCCGGCGGCGCCGAAGAGGCGGCGCCGAAGAAGCCGGCGGCAGCGGCGCACGGCCGAGGCGGCAGGGCCGGCGCGGGGGGUGCGGGGGGCCGCUCCGGUGCUGGUCCCCGGCGCGGCUGGGGGCUGGUGCUGGGCGCCGCGCUGGUGCUGGGCAUCGCGCUGCCCGCCGGUUGGUACGUGCGGCAGCUGCGGGAGGAGGUCGGGCGGAGCUCCCGGGAGCGAGAGGCCUCCGGCAGGCAGCGGCAGGAGCUGGCCGCCACCCUGGACGCCGUGGUGCAGAAGGUGCGUUCCCUUCAAGCCACAUUUGGAGAGUUUGAAUCCAUGAUGAAAAUUGCGCAGCAGAAGCAGGAAGUUACUGAGAAGGCUGUUAAACAAGGAGAGAGUGAAAUAAACCGGAUCAGUGAAGUGCUUCAGAAGCUGCAAAAUGAAAUUUUGAAAGACUUGUCUGACGGCAUCCACAUGGUGAAGGAUGCAAGGGAACGGGACUUCACAUCUCUGGAAAACACAGUGGAAGAGAGACUAACAGAGCUAACCAAGUCUAUAAAUGAUAACAUUGCUUUAUUCACUGAAGUCCAGCAGAGGAGCCAGGAUGAAAUCAACAAUAUGAAAGCAAAGGUUGAUUCACUAGGAGACAGAGAUGUGUAUAAACAUGAAAUUAAGGUGCUAAAAGAUGCUUUUGAUGAGAUGCAAGCAUUCAUGAAAACCAAAGAAAUGGACAUAGAGACCUUGAAGAGUACAAUAGACUCCAUGGAGUCUGAUGUGUAUACUGAAGUGAAAGAGCUAGUGAACCUCAAACAAGAACAUGAGAAAUUCAAAGAGGCUGCGGACACUGAACAUCUUUCACUGAAAGCUUUACAAGAGAAAGUUCUGAGAGCUGAGGAUUCUAUUAUGCAGCUCCCCAGUGACAUUAAAAGACUCGAUGAAGAUUUACUGCAAGUCAAAGCCGACCUCAACAAAUGGGAAGAAAAUGACCUCUUCAGAAAAGCGUUAGAAACUUUCGGGAAGAACAGCGAAGACCUGGAGUCUCGAUUGAGGCACAUAGAAGACAGCCUGGAGUCUCUUACUUCUGUUGCUUCUCAAAACAGUGAAAAGUUGCAAUCUUUCCUUUCUAAGGAGGCAGAAUACAAUAAUAAGCUCAGUAGCCUGGAACAAAGCAUUACCACUCUUCAGGGGAUCUCGGAUAUGGACAUAACUUCAGUGACAGACAUUGUGAAGAAUCUUGGUGAGUCACAGACCUCGCUGUACAAUGAUGUAGAGGACUUGAGGAGAAGCAUCAGUGACCUGCCAUCCUCUGAUGCUCUUCAGGAUGUCCAGAAGCAAAUUAGUACUCUGCUGGAUCAAGGAAAUGUUCAGACGGGUCAACCACAUUCUCAAGGCUACCUUGAAAAAUUUUCUUCUGUGGAAGGUUCUGUAGAUGAACUGAGAUCUUCUGUCAGCCAGGUGGAUUCUGAUUUGAAAAUGAUAAGAACUGCAGUGGAUAGUUUAGUUGCCUACUCGGUUAAAAUUGAAAAUAAUGAGAACAACUUGGAGUCUGUGAAGAGCUCAAUAGAUGACCUAAGGAAUGAUCUGGAAAGGUUGUUUGUGAAAGUAGAAAAAAUACAUGAAAAAGUUUAGGCAGCGGUGCUCCUUGUGCAAAUAAUGGAUUAAGGAGAAUAGCUUUUGUAUGCCUAUUUUUUUUACUCUUUUUAAAAGCAAUUUGAUACCUCCAAAGAGAGUAAGAAUACUUUAAAACUAGAGACAGUUCUGCUUAUUUCCUUUAUUUCUCUUUUGUGUAGUGAGUUGGGGUUUUCUUUGUGGUUUUUUUUUCUUAAAUAAAGCCCCCUUUUUCUUUAAGAAAACAUGGGUUUAGUUGAAGAUAGAGAUUUUUAAGAGCUCAUCUUCUGUAUAAAGUUGUACCACUGUAACUGUAGUGGUGUAACUAAGGCACUACAGCCUCGUUAGCAUGGGCACAUGUUUAAUGGCAUGAGGCUGUUUGACACUGACACUAGAUGUCCCACACAGAAAGGCUACAGCUCUUCUGGUACUAAAAAUACACUGAGAAUUUUACUGGUAUGUUUUGAUUUAAACAAAACUUACACCUCUUUCGUAAACUCUGAGACUGGUAAAAAUAAGUUUGGACCAGGUUUGAAGCAGCUCAUCUGUUCCUGUAGUUUGAGAUUCAGCCACGUGGCCAGUUUACCAGGUGUCAGCUGAGCUGUAGAGCAUUUCUGUGAGUGGCGUUGCUUGGGGCUAAGACCCAAGAGAGGUGUUCCACCACGUGGCUGGAGAGAUUCAUUCUUUGUACUCUCAGGCUUCUUUGCCAGCACCUUCAGCUGCUGGUGCAGAAGAUCAAUGCUUAGAAGGGGCAUCUGAAGGAUGGGAUUAAUUUCAAGAUGGGACAGUAGUAUUUUUGUCAUUUUUGGACUGUUAACAUGAUGAGGCCGUGUCCAGGGGAGGCUGAAUUUCUCUGUGAUACAGGAUCUUCUGUGAAAAUGAUUACAUUUGAAUGAGGAAAGAGAAGGACUAAAAUUGCACCUCUCGUGUUUCAUGUAUAGCAAGCAUGCUAAUGAUAAUAGUACACUCCAAAACACACAAGGGGGAAAAUCACCAUGAAAUCAGCAGAAUUGCUUCUAGAGUGUAUACAUUUCCGAGUUUUGAGACAGCUGGCAGUGACCUGAACUCUUGUUAUGUAUUCUGGACUUGGUGCCUGAUUCUUGUCACCAUUGUUGUCACUGGGUGUCUUCCUGGGGCAUUGGUAGCGAAGGACCUUCUAGGAACUGGCUGAGAGCGAGGAGAAAGUGUUGUAAUUCUCUAGAUGCUAAUUUAAAACCCACUUUCUCAUGGAGCUUUAUUGGUUUUCUGUUUUUCUGGAACAGAUUUCUAAUAUCCUUCCUUUUCAAGUUUACUUUUGAGUGUAUCCAAAGAUUUGUUGAAGGAGUCUGUGUAUGGAUACCUUGGAAAUAGGUGGUGGGCAUCAUGCCCACGUCAGCCUGCACUAGCUGGAUCCAUGGCUACGUUAGAAAAAAUCCUUAGAAACAUCACCUCCCAGAAGUUGUGUUCUUGUGGGAACAGCACAGGUGAAAAGGAGCUCUAGGUAAAUAAGAUACCGAAUCAUAUCUAGUGUUGUUCCCUCUGUAAAUGGUGAAGAAUUUCUGGCCAAGAAAGAGAGACCCACGGCAUUAAGGUAACUUGUCACUGUUAGAACUGCACUGUUCUUUGUUGACUUCUCGAGUUCUUGAACAAUGUUGUUUAGGUUACUGUGAAACGAACUGUAUGGCUUACUUGCGGUAUUUUUAAUACAUAAUAAACAUUUGGAAUAUUCUUUGCA
Molecule: messenger RNA, 3476 nt
Organism: Colius striatus (speckled mousebird)
Lineage: Eukaryota; Metazoa; Chordata; Aves; Coliiformes; Coliidae
Gene: CKAP4
Product: cytoskeleton associated protein 4
Exons: 2
Coding region: 92-1783 (563 amino acids)
Cellular component (GO): rough endoplasmic reticulum
Source: RefSeq, a predicted model, not a curated record